This is a messenger RNA of Suricata suricatta (meerkat), 1006 nucleotides long. It is a transcript of the gene RIIAD1, whose product is annotated as regulatory subunit of type II PKA R-subunit domain containing 1. Lineage: Eukaryota; Metazoa; Chordata; Mammalia; Carnivora; Herpestidae. The record is from RefSeq and is a predicted model, not a curated record. The coding region runs from base 48 to 326 and encodes 92 amino acids. The transcript is spliced from 4 exons.
GGGACCUCUCCUGCCGCUUGGUCCGUCGUCUUGACGACCCGGACAAGAUGGCGACGCUGCAUGGCGGGCUUCUGGGGCCGGACCCCGGGGCGCUGAGCCCUGCGCAGCUGGAGCAGCUGCGCCGCUUCAAGAUUCAGACUCGGAUUGCUAACGAAAAAUACCUAAGGACGCACAAAGAAGUGGAGUUGCUCAUAAGUGGUUUCUUCAGAGAAAUGUUUUUGAAAAGACCAGACGAUAUCCAAGAAUUUGCUGCGGACUAUUUCACGGAUCCAAGACUUCCCAACAAGAUUCACAUGCAGCUAAUUAAGGAGAAGAAAGCAGCUUAAUUAGCAGAAUCUUGAUGCUCAGCUGCUGAGAGAGACCUGCAAGAACCCCGCCUCGGGGUGGGUGUUAACCUCACUUACAGAGGAGGCUUCUUUACUCCUGUCAAAAUAAGCACCGUCUUCUUGGCCCAGGGUGUGAAAGAAACCAAAGGGAGAAGCUGCAGAGAAGUUUCACUCGCGUGUUUUUUUUCUUGACACUAUUUUGGGGGAUUAGCGGCUGUGAAGAGCGGCCCAGGGCUUGUCUGGCAUGUCCACGGCAGGAUGAGACAUCUGUUUUCUAAGCCUAGCGAAACGCAGGCACGUGGGAGUGCUGGGGAGCGGGGGUCGGCCCUCUGGGGCCCACACCUGCCAUCAGACUUUCCUGCCACGCCUGGGCCCCUGGUGCGGGAGUGGCUCCCAUUGCUUCUGGAAGGGGCGGGAGCAGUUUCCCUCCUUGCAGCUUGGGCGGGGCAGGGGCUUUCCUGCUGCCCCUCCUCGUGUCUUCCAGGCGGGAUAUCUGAAGUGAUCCUGUGGGCUGGGAUUGUUUGGUGUGAGGUGGGGUUUGCCAGCACCAUUUGUGUCGGCAGGACCGCCUGGAAGCGAGAGAGCCCCGGUGCCAGUGCCGGGUUUCCAGGACGCCUCGGGCCUGGUCUGCCAUUGCAAAGGCUUGUAAAGACGCUCAUUAAAAACAGAUCUUUCCGCUC